Messenger RNA from Perognathus longimembris pacificus (Pacific pocket mouse), 1359 nucleotides. It is a transcript of the gene Krt27, whose product is annotated as keratin 27. Gene Ontology annotation, biological process: hair follicle morphogenesis; intermediate filament organization. The coding region runs from base 1 to 1359 and encodes 452 amino acids. The record is from RefSeq and is a predicted model, not a curated record. NCBI's taxonomy places the organism in Eukaryota, Metazoa, Chordata, Mammalia, Rodentia, Heteromyidae. The transcript has 8 exons. Gene Ontology annotation, molecular function: structural molecule activity.
AUGUCUGUGCGCUUCUCUUCAGCAUCCCGACGAGUGGGCUCCGUGAGACUCUCAAGUGGAGGGUCAGGGUUGGGGGCUGUAAACACAUGUGGUAUGCCGGGCAUAGGAAAUGGCUUCUCGUGUGCCUUCGGGGGCAGCUCGUCAGCUGGAAGCUAUGGUGGAGGGCUGGGGAGUGGAAGUGUUCCUUGUUCUACCUUCACCAGCAAUGAACAUGGCCUCCUGUCGGGCAAUGAGAAGGUGACCAUGCAGAACCUCAAUGACCGCCUGGCCUCUUACCUGGAGAAUGUCCAAGCACUAGAGGAAGCCAAUGCUGACUUAGAGCAGAAGAUCAAGGACUGGUAUGAGAAAUUUGGACCUGGUUCUUGCCGAGGUCUUGACCAUGACUACAGCAGAUACUUUCCAAUCAUUGACGAUCUUAGAAACCAGAUAAUUACUGCAACUACAAGUAAUGCCAACAUUGUCCUACAAAACGAUAAUGCAAGACUGACAGCUGAUGACUUCAGACUCAAGUUUGAAAAUGAGCUGGCCCUUCACCAGAGCGUGGAGGCCGACAUCAACGGCUUGCGCAGAGUCCUGGAUGAGCUGACCUUGUGCAGAACUGACCUGGAGGUCCAGCUGGAAACGCUCACCGAGGAACUGGCCUACCUCAAGAAGAACCACGAGGAGGAGAUGAAGGCGCUGCAGUGCGCGGCGGGCGGCAACGUGAACGUGGAGAUGAACGCGGCGCCCGGCGUGGACCUCACCGUCCUGCUGAACAACAUGCGGGCCGAGUACGAGGCGCUGGCCGAGCAGAACCGCAGGGAUGCCGAGGCCUGGUUCAACGAAAAGAGCGCCUCCCUGCAGCAGCAGAUUUCCGACGACGCUGGGGCCACCACCUCGGCCAGGAACGAGCUCACCGAGAUGAAACGGACGCUCCAGACCCUGGAGAUUGAACUCCAGUCCCUUCUAGCCAUGAAACAAUCCCUGGAGUGCUCCUUAGUGGAGACAGAGGGCAACUACUGCACGCAGCUGGCCCAGAUCCAGGCUCAGAUCGGAGCCCUGGAGGAGCAGCUGCACCAGGUCAGGACCGAGACCGAGGGCCAGAAGCUGGAGCACGAGCAACUGCUGGACAUCAAGGCCCACCUGGAGAAGGAGAUCGAGACCUACUGCCGCCUGAUAGAUGGAGAUGACAGCUCUUGUUUUAAAUCAAAAGGUCAAGGAGGACCUGGAAAUCAGAUCAAAGACUCACCUAAAAUGGCCAUCGUUAAAACAGUGGUUGAAGAAUUCGAUCCUCGUGGCAAAGUGCUCUCAUCCAGAGUCCACGCGGUGGAGGAGAAACCCACCAAAGCCAACAAGAGUGAGCAGCGAGUACCUGCUUGA